Molecule: messenger RNA, 2769 nt
Organism: Thelazia callipaeda (thelaziosis nematode)
Lineage: Eukaryota; Metazoa; Nematoda; Chromadorea; Rhabditida; Thelaziidae
Source: the annotation of a GenBank genome assembly
AUGACUGAUCAAACAAAUAGAGAUGAAAAUGAUCAUGAAUGCGUCUCCACUAAGAAGACAGGUCUUGUGAAAACGGGCACACACUGCAUUACCGGUCGUAAAGUUGCUGUGAAAAUUGUUAAUAAAGAAAAACUUAGUGAAUCUGUUCUUCAGAAGGUGGAGCGAGAAAUUGCAAUUAUGAAGCUAAUUGAACAUCCAAAUGUGCUCCAUCUCUAUGAUGUGUACGAGAAUAAAAAAUAUUUAUAUUUAUUGCUAGAACAUGUUAGCGGAGGAGAACUGUUCGAUUAUUUAGUUCGUAAAGGUCGUUUAAUGGCUAAGGAAGCAAGGAAAUUUUUCCGACAGAUUAUCUCAGCUUUGGAUUUUUGUCAUGCCCAUAAUAUUUGUCAUCGAGAUUUGAAACCUGAAAAUUUACUUUUGGAUGAUAGAAACAAUAUUAAGGUUGCUGAUUUUGGAAUGGCAUCUUUGCAAGUUGAGGGCUCAAUGCUUGAAACAAGUUGUGGGUCACCACAUUAUGCUUGUCCAGAAGUUAUAAGGGGAGAAAAAUACGAUGGUCGUAAAGCUGACGUUUGGUCUUGCGGUGUAAUCUUAUACGCUUUGUUAGUUGGUGCCCUGCCUUUUGAUGAUGAUAAUUUGCGUAACUUGCUGGAAAAAGUUAAGAAAGGUUCUUUCCACAUCCCUCACUUCGUUCCAGCUGACUGUCAAAAUCUUCUAAGAGCUAUGAUUGAAGUUGAUCCACAAAAACGACUUUCUUUGAGUGAAGUAUUCAAACAUCAGUGGGUUGUUGAAAACUCUAAAGCUGAACUUGAACUUGAAUUACCGAUGGCUCAAGUUGUACAGACUUAUAUAAUACCUAACGAAGAAAAUAUUGACCCAGAUGUGUUUCGACAUAUGAAUAAUUUGGGUUGCUUCAAAGAUAAGGAAAAGUUGAUCCGAGAACUACUUUCUUCAAGGCAUAAUACAGAAAAAAUGGUUUACUUUUUGUUGUUAGAUCGAAAAAGGCGUAGACCUGCUCAUGAAGAUGAAACUGAGGUAAUACUUCGUGGCUCAAAUCUUAGUCAUGAUCCGCCACGGAAACGUACAGAUUCUUCGAGACCUACCAAAUAUCCAUUUGGUUCGAUUAGCGAAGGGUCUCCUAUUAAUCCUCGAAAAACAUAUGGAAGAUAUAGUAGAGGUAGACACUGUUCACUUGGUGGAUCACCAAAUGGCUCAACUCGUUCAUCACCUCGUGAAUCCGUUAGUAGUAGUGUCGGGCCAAUCGUGUCGUCCCCGCGACCAAUGAAUCAGGUAGCGUCACAGAGGGCUGAAGAACGUGGCAGACUUUCAACGCGAUCAAAUAAUUAUCAUUAUUACACUCAACCGGUUGAUCCGCAGGCAUUAGCGGCUGCAGCAAGACGAGUACGUACAAGUAUUGAUGAAAAUCAUCUUCAACAAAGUCCGCGACAUUCACAAGGAAGCUCAAACAUAAUGCUAGAAUCGAGAAUGGGUUCGAAUUUGGGUAUGGGUUCUUCAAACAUAUCCACUAGCAGUCUUAGCACGGGUAUUAUUCCAUUUAUUUUGGAGGAAGAUAAAAUAUUUUUGACUUUUCUUCUUCAGUUGAAGUGCUGUUUAGGUAACACAAUAAUUACUUCAGGACCAUGGCGUCGACUAUCCAAUAUCAAAAAUUCAAUACUUGGAACACCUCGAUUCCAUCGAAGAAAAAUGAGUAGUGGUAGUAAUGGAACUGGUGAAAGUGAUUCUGAAGAAAAUCCAAUGUUGGAAUCAUCUGAUUUGGUGAAAAAAUCGUGGUUUGGGUCGUUAGCAUCAAGCAUUAGUGUUGAACGAGAUGAUGUUCAGACAAUACCAGCUCAUGGCAAAUCAGUAAAUGCAAUUAAAGCUGAACUUAUCCGCGCUUUUCUAACGAUACAUGAACUCAGCCAUUCAGUUGUGGGUCAGAAUUCAUUUAGAGUUGAAUACAAACGUGGGCCAACUGUUGGUGGCAGCGUUUUUUCAAGAGGUGUGAAGAUGCAGGUAGAUAUCGUUCAAGCAGCUCACAGACAAGUACAAACUGAUGAUACAUCUAUGUAUGUUGUUCAAUUUUCGCUUCUUGCUGGACCCGUAAGACGAUUUAGAAGACUUGUAGAUCACCUUACCGCUAUUUUACAAGCUUCGCAACAGAGGCAAUUCAAAUAUUACGACCAUAAUGAUAUGUCAGAUAGAAACGUAGCAAUGAUGGUGCGCCCUAGAAGACUUUCUGAUUCAAGCGUUAGUAGCGCUUGUUCUGAUUCAGAUUCAAAUACGGCAACAUCAAUUCCGCAUGUUCGAAGUCAGAUUGCGGAGAGAGUAGAAACGAAUUCUACGCAUGAUACUUAUACGUUACGUUCAGCAAGCGAUGUGCGCCAUACAGAACAAUCAAAUAAUGGCAUAAAUUUUCAAAGAUCUCGAGGGAGCGUUCUGGCUGCUUAUUUGAAAUCACCAGUACCACGUAGGCGUAAUCCAUCAUUUAUCCUGAAUGCAUGUGGAACCCAUAUGAUAAUAGAGUCUAGAUCCAGUGGUGGAAAAGCUUCUAAGGAAUCACCGAAUACUAGAUCACAUGCUACAAACGAUGCAGAUGAACAUAGCGUAUCAAUUCAAAAUAUGCGCGCAUGCUGUGUUACUACUAAUGAACGCUCACCAGUGAGUUCGCUUAGCACCGAAAGCCGAUCCCAGCCCGGUACUCCCAAGCAACCUCUAAUACCCUCUUGGCGACAGCGUACUUCACAAAUUCCUAUCCUCAAAUCAGAUAAACUUUGA